Necator americanus (New World hookworm) is the source of this 327-nucleotide messenger RNA. RefSeq lists its product as uncharacterized. The record is from RefSeq and is a predicted model, not a curated record. The transcript has a single exon. Bases 1 to 327 code for a protein of 108 amino acids. NCBI's taxonomy places the organism in Eukaryota, Metazoa, Nematoda, Chromadorea, Rhabditida, Ancylostomatidae.
AUGGCAAAGAAGAUCGACUCUUUCGAACAACUUACGACCCGAAUCGGACGUCUGCUGAUGAGAAGAUGUGGUCCAACACCAGCUUUGACUAUCUUCGUCGCUUACGCUCCAAAAUCACACUACGGAGAAGAAGAAGAAGAAGUCGAAGCUUUCUCUAUGGAUCUGGAAAAGUUCUACCGAGAUCAUGCCUGCCUGAAGAUGAUGACCGGCUUGUUGGACACCUUCACAACUGCACGAAGGGGGUGGAGCAGCACGAGCCGCAGGGAACCGAGAACUCACGUCCGAGCUCGCAAGGCUUUGCAGAGAGGCGAUAAAGGAAGACCUUAA